Strongylus vulgaris is the source of this 499-nucleotide messenger RNA. The record is from the annotation of a GenBank genome assembly. Lineage: Eukaryota; Metazoa; Nematoda; Chromadorea; Rhabditida; Strongylidae.
GAUUAAGACACAAUGAUUUGAGUUUAGGAUUUUUGAUGUUGGUGGACAGAAAGCCCAACGUCGGAAGUGGAUUCACAUUUUUGAUGAUGUUCACGCAGUGUUGUUCAUUACUUCACUGGCAGACUAUGAUGAAGUGCUGGCAGAAGAUAACAAAACGAACCGCAUGAAGGACUCAAUAAAUUUAUUCAAUCAAAUCUGUAAUAAUGAAUGGUUUUCAAAUACGGCAAUGAUCCUAUUUCUGAAUAAAAUCGACUUGUUUGCUGAAAAAAUAAAGAAGAUCAACAUUACAUGUGCGCUGAGACAUUAUAAAGGUGCACAAGAGUAUAGGCCGGCGCUCGAAUAUAUUACAAGGAAGUUCAUGCAAGUGAACAAAAACUCCAAAAGAAGCAUCUACACACAUGAAACUUGUGCAACUGAUACGACUCAAAUUGGAGUGGUUAUAGAUAGUGUUGUCGAUAUUGUCAUACAACAGACUAUGCAGAAAGUUGGAAUACAAUAG